Messenger RNA from Corythoichthys intestinalis (scribbled pipefish), 4157 nucleotides. RefSeq names its product endoplasmic reticulum metallopeptidase 1. The transcript is spliced from 15 exons. Gene Ontology annotation, molecular function: metalloexopeptidase activity. Gene Ontology annotation, biological process: proteolysis. The coding region runs from base 96 to 2795 and encodes 899 amino acids. The record is from RefSeq and is a predicted model, not a curated record. NCBI's taxonomy places the organism in Eukaryota, Metazoa, Chordata, Actinopteri, Syngnathiformes, Syngnathidae.
UAGUUUGUCCCUCCUCACUUUCCGUCUGAGAUCCCGGAAGGAGAAGGGAAAAAAACUCGUAAAGCAGCGACGCCUGUGAGCGACGCCUGCAGCUAAUGUUCCGCUGGCUCUUUAAAAUGGAAAGCGACACCACCGUCCGAAGAAUAAAGCCACCAUUCGGGACACAGAGCUGUGCGGCGCCGGGCCACGGCGGCUUGGGGGAACGCUACGGAGAGGACAACAAUGGCUGGAACGGCGGCAGCGAGCCGAAGAGGAAGCCCGACGUCAGCUUGUACCUGCUCCGAGAAGGGCUGGCAACUUCGCUGGUGUGCGUGUUUCUUCUGCUUUUGUGGGGACUCGUUCACCUGUCUCUCCAGCAGCUCGUCAUUGGAAAGCCGAGCGGGGAGUUCAACGCAGAGAGAGCCAGGCAGCACCUGGAGCGUAUCACCAGCGUGGGGCCGAGACCGGUGGGCAGCCACGAGAAUGAGGUGUUGACGGUGGACUACCUGCUGGAGCAGAUUGAAAAUCUCCGCGCGACGACAGCGAAAGGUCUGCACCAGCUCAGCGUGGAUGUGCAGCGGCCCACUGGCUCCUUUUCCAUCGACUUCCUGAGUGGCUUCACCAGUUUCUACGACCGCAUCACCAACGUGGUCGUGCGCCUUGAACCCAAAGGUGGCUCGAAGCAUCUCAUGUUGGCUAACUGCCACUUUGACACCGUGGCAAACAGUCCAGGUGCGAGCGACGACGCUGUGAGUUGCGCAGUCAUGUUGGAAGUCCUCCACUCGCUAGCCAAUCUUUCAACUCCUCUUCGCCACGGUGUCAUCUUCCUCUUUAACGGAGCGGAAGAAAAUGUCUUACAGGCUAGCCACGGGUUCAUCACGCAGCACCCGUGGGCUAAACAGGUGAGGGCUUUCAUUAACUUGGAGGCCGCAGGCGUUGGGGGCAAAGAGGUUGUUUUCCAGACAGGUCCAGAGAAUCCGUGGCUGGUCCAGGCGUAUGUGCACGCCGCCAAACACCCAUUUGCCUCUGUAGUGGGUCAGGAGGUUUUCCAAAGUGGCAUCAUCCCCUCUGACACGGACUUCCGCAUUUACAGGGACUUUGGGAACAUCCCAGGCAUUGACUUGGCUUUCAUCGAGAACGGGUUCAUCUAUCAUACAAAGUAUGACACGGCCGACAGAAUCCUCACAGGUUCCAUACAGAGAGCAGGUGACAACAUCCUGGCCGUCCUCAAGCAUCUGCUCAUGUCGGAGAAGCUGGCUGACUCUUCAGAGUAUCGCCACGGCAACAUGGUGUUUUUCGACGUGCUGGGCGUGGCCGUGGUGGCGUACCCUGCUCGCGUCGGCACCAUCCUCAACUACAUGGUCGCCGUGGCAACCUUCUUCUAUCUGGCUAGGAAGGCCUCUCAGCCGCGCCACCGCGGUUGGCACUAUGUUGCGAAUCUGGCGUGCGCCACAGGUGUGGCAUUGCUCAGCUGGUUGGUGGCCCUCCUGUCAGUUCUGAUUGUGGCCGUGCUGGUGACGCUGCUGGGCCGCUCCAUGUUCUGGUACACCCACUUCUAUGCUUCCGUGUGUCUGUAUGGUUCUGCCGCCACUGGCAAGAUUGUGUUGGUGCACACCCUGGCCAAGAACCUCUACUAUAGGGGUAUGCGCUUGACGGAGUUGGGCGAGCUCUACUUCGACGUGAGCCUGCUGCUGUGGUGCUGUAGCUUGGUAUGGAUGACCCAGCGCGGCCUCUGCUCAGCCUACGUACCCAUGCUGAUGGUGGCCUUUCCGCUGGCCACCAAGCUGCUGCUUUCCAAAGAGUUCAAGAACAGAGGAGCGUCGCUCAAGUACACCGUCUUCUACCUAGCGGGCCUGGCCCCGCCCUACCUGCACAUCUUGUUCCUCAUUUGGGUGGUCUUUGAGAUCUUCACCCCCAUCAUGGGCCGCAGCGGCACCGAGAUCCCCCCCGAGCUGGUCCUGGCUGCCCUGGUUAUCAUGGCCACCGUAUUCCUCUCUUCCUUUUUCCUCCACUUCAUCUACAUGGUGAGGAGCACCAAAUGGAUUUUGGCAGGUCUGGGCUCCAUUUUUGCCAUUAUGUUCCUGCUGGUAUCCUGUGGCUUUCUCUUCCCCUAUUCGGGAAAUCCAGAGAGCCCACGGCCAAAGAGGGUCUUCUUACAGCACACCACACGGACCUCCCAUGACGUGCACGGCCGCGUGGAUUCACGCGAUUCGGGCAUAUGGAUCAACAGCUUUGACUACACAGGCAUGCAGCACGUGACCCCGCACGUGCCCCAGAUCGAGGAGGCCGUGCGCGCCCAUUGCCACGAUGACCGACCCUUCUGUGGCUUUCCCUGGUUCCUGCCAGUCAAUUUCCUCAGCAAGAAGAACUGGUACCUCCCCGCUCCUCACGUCUCUCCGAGCUCGCCGGUGGACUUCCGCCUGGUAUCCAAAGAAGAAACUGGCUGGGGAACCAUCAAGAUGACCUUCAGCGUCAAAGGGCCCAGCCACAUGUCAUUGUACUUGAUGCCUCACCAUGGAGCCAGUCUCUCCUCAUGGUCCUUCGGGGACGGCACGCCGCGGUUUUACCUCAGCGGGGAGUACUUUGUCUUUUACUCACAUGGCCUCCAUGCGCCCGCGUGGAUCUUCUGGUUUGAAAUACAGCCACCCAGGGAUUCGUCGGGAUCCCCCGAGGGGAUGAUCUCUGUAGCCAUCUCCAGCCACUACUUCUUCGGGGCCGACCAGAAGACACCUCAGCUGGAGGAAAUCCUUAGCCGCUUCCCCUCGUGGGCCUUCCCCUCAUCGUGGGUCAGCACCUACGACUUGUACCGAUACUGAGGCUGCCCGAGAGACCCCCGGCAACACUGUGUCAGCAGCGAGUCGACCCUCGGCUCGCCGCGAACUAGUUUUGUCUCUCGAACUCCGAUCUGUUGUGCCUUUUUCUCCCCCUCACGUGCUCGCUCCCUUCUUCGUCAGCGCAAAGGAAGCUCACCACUAGCAGCAGCUUGUAUCCGCGCAGGGUUUACGGCUUCGGAGUCGGAAAUUAGGAUUUGUUGGGCUUUCGAGACGGUUUGAUGCGAGCGAGCGUAUUGUCGCCGAUGCUACCUCUCGUCUUGUCUACUUACAACUGGAAAUGCAUUUUUUUCCCCCUCUUCUCACUUUUGUCAAAUUCCGUAAGUCCCACAAAGAUGUGAAAUCCGUUUUUGUAUUGUCGUCCUUCAAAAAAAAUGUCCAACGGUCGCCUUUUCCAACACAUGGCUGGCAAUGAAGCUUUCAACGUCGUUCGAAGACACGGUUAGGUUCAGAAAUUGAGACUGAAUAAAUUAUAGACUUACAAUAACAAUUCAAAGUUGGGCUUUUAAUGAUAAGGUUUCAAGCCAGCAGAAUAGUGUUUCACCUAUGAAGAAAAAUAUAAUUACAGAACAGUCCUUUUGCUCUGCAUGCUGGACGAGUCUGUACGUCAUCAGUUUUACAUCAGCACACACAUGAACAACACACUAAUAUUCUUGCACUUGGAACGAACCAGGGCAGCGAUGUUACUGCUGAUUGGCAAGUUGGCCUACCAUUAUUGCUGUCUCACUUGCACACACACGACGCAGUUUUUUGCUGUGAUCUCUCACCCUCGAAGCCUGCCAAAAUGGCCCGUCGGUAUAGAGGCCAAAAAAAUAAGUGGCAUGUCCCAAGACUUUAGUCCACAUCUCACGGGCUCACUGACACAAGACGAGUUUAAUAGUAAAUAAAUGGUUGGAGCACAUCAUUUCAUGUUUAUAGUCACUUUUCUGACAGUCUGCUGUGAUGGCCAUAUCAUGUCAAAGUUGACUUGAUAUGGCACAUCGACCCCGCUACGUGGCACAACACGUAGAAUAGCGGGGCCACGUCGGAACGUCUUAAUGUUGAAACUCCUCUCAAAAAGCCAUGUUUGGCUUUUAUCGUUGUUUACCUUUGUUGUCAUUCCUUUCAUAACGUGUCUCCCCCCCCCCCCAUUACUCCUUCAAUUUUUUUUUUUUUUUUUUUAGCGUGUGUGUGACGGAUUUAACACUUUACCUCUAACUGCUGUUUGUUUUUGGGAUCUGGUUAAAAAAAAAUGCAGUUUUGAGUGGCAAUGGACUGUUGGUAUUGUCGCUUUGGAAUGUUUCAUACUUGGAAGAUUUUACAUGAUAAAGCUUGAAUGAAAUGAGCACUUAAUUAAAAAAAAUAUAU